Molecule: messenger RNA, 5009 nt
Organism: Myxocyprinus asiaticus (Chinese sucker)
Lineage: Eukaryota; Metazoa; Chordata; Actinopteri; Cypriniformes; Catostomidae
Product: polymeric immunoglobulin receptor-like
Exons: 12
Coding region: 355-3087 (910 amino acids)
Source: RefSeq, a predicted model, not a curated record
GUAGAGACAGAGAGAUACACACAGAGAACAUUCAGCAUAAAGAAGACAAACAUCCUGUGAGGAGAAUCAGAGCUGCUGUGAAGCUGAACUCAACUCACAAUGAAGAUCUUCAUCAUCUUCACAUUCUACCUCAUCUCAGUAUUAAUCUGAUCAGGUUCAGUGAGAUGCUUUGAUGUGACUGGAUAUUCUGGAGGAAGUGUUCUUGUUAAUUCUUGGAGGAAUUCGUACAAUUACCAUAUACAAAUUGAAAAGGAAACUCAGGACGAGUGGAUAACCAUACUGAAUUUAAAUAAACAUGAUCAAUGGAUUACUGAAGGAAGAUUCUCUCUGUAUCGCAUCAGUAAUAGAAAGCUCAUGAUCUUCAUCAGAGAACUGAAAACAACAGAUGCUGGAAGAUACUGGAUCAGAAAUAAAUAUUCAUCUGGUUUUCAGUCUGUUGAUAUGACUUUGAUAGUGAAAGAUGAAUCAUGUUGUGGGAGGUCAAAAAUGGUGACUGUGAAUAGUGGAGAAACUGCUGAGUUCAGCUGUGAAUAUUCACAGAAUCACAAGACUAACUGGAAGACAAUAUUCAAAGAAGGAAAAACAUCCAUUGAGGAGAUCUACAGCACAUGGAAUAUGAAAGGAAGAUUCAGUAUUUCUGAUGAAAGAUAUAAAAAUCUCUUCAGUGUCAGAAUUACUGCUGUGACACCAGAUGAUGGAGGAGUUUAUUUAUGUGGAGUUCAGAUCAACAGACACUCGUACAGUUACUCCAUUACUACAACUGUUCAUCUACACAUUAUGAAUAAAGUGGGUUCAUAUAGAGUGACCGGUUACUCAGGAGGUCAGAUCAUUAUCAAGUGUGAACACCCUCAGUACAAAACCAACCCAAAAUAUAUCUGUAAAGAAUCAGAUGGAUGUUCUGAGAGGAAGUAUCCAGGAGUUGAGAAUAAAUGGAUGGAAAAUGGAGAUGUUUCUUUAUAUGAUGACACCAGAGGAGGAGUCUUGAUGGUGUUCUUUAGAGAUCUGAAUGCUGGAGAUGCUGGAACAUACAGGUGUGGAGUCAAUGUAUCUCAAUAUACUGACAGAGUUACUCAAGUCACACUGGAUGUCAAAGACGAUACAUCACUGGUAAAGGAGACAAUUAAAUCUGUUUAUCUUGGUGAGGAAGUGAAGAUUUUCUGUCAGAUCCCAGAGGAACAUGAAGUCAGUUCAACACACUUUUGUAAAGAGGAUGAUGAUCACAUCUGUCAAACUGUCAACACAUCUGAAGAGACACAAAUGAAUUCUUUAUCUGAGAGAAAUGAAGCAAGAGUUUUUACUGUGAGCAUCAGUAAUCUGACAGUGAGAGAUGCUGGAGUUUACUGGUGUGGAACAGAAACCAGUGAAGAACAUCUGACUUUCAUCUCUCUGAUCACUGAAGUUCAUCUCAACCUCAUCAAGAAAGUGGGUUCAUAUAGAGUGACCGGUUACUCAGGAGGUCAGAUCAUCAUCAAGUGUGAACACCCUCAGUACAAAACCAACCCAAAAUAUAUCUGUAAAGAAUCAGAUGGAUGUUCUGAGAGGAAGUAUCCAGGAGUUGAGAAUAAAUGGAUGGAAAAUGGAGAUGUUUCUUUAUAUGAUGACACCAGAGGAGGAGUCUUGAUGGUGUUCUUUAGAGAUCUGAAUGCUGGAGAUGCUGGAACAUACAGGUGUGGAGUCAAUGUAUCUCAAUAUACUGACAGAGUUACUCAAGUCACACUGGACGUCAAAGAGGAAUUGACACAGCAGUUGAAUAAAUCUAUUUAUCUUGGUGAGGAAGUGAACAUCACCUGUCAGAUCCCAGAGGAACAUGAAGUCAGUUCAACACACUUUUGUAAAGAGGAUGAUGAUCAUAUCUGUCAAACUGUCAACACAUCUGAAGAGACACAAAUGAAUUCUUUAUCUGAGAGAAAUGAAGCAAGAGUUUUUACUGUGAGCAUCAGUAAUCUGACAGUGAGAGAUGCUGGAGUUUACUGGUGUGGAACAGAAACCAGUGAAGAACAUCUGACUUUCAUCUCUCUGAUGACAAAAAUCCAACUCACAUUAACUAGGCCUCCAGUAUUUGGUCAUGAAGGAGAAUCUGUUGAGAUCAUCUGUCCUUAUGAUCCGAUCUAUAAAUCAAAGUCAAAGUAUCUCUGUAAGGGGAAGUGCUCCACUAGAGAUAGAAAUCCUCUCAUUGAGACUGUGAGAGACCAGAAUGAGACCAAGACUGACAGAUUGACUCUGAAUGAUGACAUCACAGCAAGUGUCUUUACUGUGACCAUCACGGGACUGACAGCAGAGGAUGCUGGGAAAUACUGCUGUGCAAUGACAUUAGAAAGAGACGUGAAUUAUCUUUACACUCAUCUGAUCAUUAUCAGGAAACAAGAGCUGAUCUUGAAUCAGUCUGAAGGAGAUGACAUCUCAAUCAAGUGCAAACAUCAUGAUGAACAUCAGAAAUUCUUCUGUAAAGGACAUCAAGCCUCAAUGUGUGUAAAGGAUGGAGUUUCAUUGGAGAGAAUCAGAGAUGAUGGAUUCUCUUUAAGUGAUGAAGCAUCUACUGGAGUCUUUACUGUAAACAUCACUGAUCUGAGACAAGAGGAUUCUGGGAUAUACUGGUGUGGAUCUGAUGCCAUCACUAAAGUCAUUCUAGAAGUGAAAAAGAGUGUUUCUGAUAAAAUCAGUGCUUGCGUUUGUGUGGUCCUGUUGCUCAUGGGUGGAGUAGUCCUGUUGUUAUACAAAUUUAGAAAUAUCAAGACACCAGACCGCAGCAGCUCCACAGACAGGACAGAGAUGCGAAGUGGACAGGUCUCCCAUGCUGCCUGUGACUAUGAGAAUAUUAAAGACAUCAGACAAUAUCCAGUCUCACAUCCUGAGGAAACUGUACUAUAUUCUAGAGUGAAGAUCCCCACAAACUCUUCUGAUCCACAUAUGUUAUAUUCUACAGUACAGUUACCAACAAAUCUCUUUAAUCAACAUGAAGUAUUAUAUUCAACAGCAAAUUUCCCCUCAAACUCCUCUGAUGGGCUCCUGUAUGCUGCUGUCAGUUUUCAGAAACAUGAAGAUUCUCUCACUGAUGAUACAGUCACAUUCAGGAAAGAGGAGAAUUAAUCUGAUUACACAAAUGUAAAUCACCACACAAGACAAAUUAUUCAGUAAGAGAUUACUGUAUAAACUUGCAUUGGUUCACAGGUCUUGUAUAAAUGAUGAAUAAUAGUUAGAAAAUAUUUUUCUUAGCAUUUUUUAGCUGUUAUACUGUAACAGUUAUUUUUAGUUCAAUUAGCAUACGGAAGCAGAAAGAAAAAGUGGCCAAUUUACAGUGUGUUAUCAUUUGGUUACUGUCACCAGCAGUUGUGCAGAUGUACAGACAGUGUGUGACAGAUAUGUAUUCAUAUUGAAUAUUGUGCGCCAUGUUCAUUUGUCUGAACCAUUCACUGUAUAUAAAUGUAUUUAGUUAAAGCGUAAUGUUCAAGUAUAUGACGCAUCAUAUAAAAAAUGAUUCAUCGGUAAUGAUUAUUUAAAGGCUUUGAAAUGUCAGCAUCAUAAAGUAUGUGAAUGCAUUAUUAUGUACGUACACAUAUUAUAAUAGGCCAGGUUUAAAAUGCAACACUUUAAACCAUAUGUAACAGGGCGUUCCUGCUCUGCGACUCUAUCCACCAAGGGUGCGGUGGAUUUCAUUUCAUUUAAAUGGUCUGUUUGAGUUUGUCUUCCUCUGCUGUUUAUAAUUAGACAUGCAGUUAGGAUGGGCUCUUUUGACUACAUACACUGAAUGCCCUAGCAAUUAUCUGUGCAUGUUUUAAUCUUUAAGUAGACCUUGUACUUAGAAACUGCCCUACUGAGAAGAGUCUACAAUCAGUCUACAUCUAUGUGAUUUGCUGGUUUAGCGUGUUGGCCUGCUGUAGUCCCAGCCAAGUCUGGAGACAAGUGCCCAAAACUGCUCUAAAACCAUCCAAACAGACCUGAUUUCAUGCUACCAGAUGUUUUUGACGCUGAAUUUAUUAUGAAGGUAACAUUUUACUACUGAAGCGUAAGCACCCUUCAUUUAAUGAAGUCAUUGAUAAUUUUCUACAGUAACAUGUGGCUCAUUGUCUUUUUACAUAACCUAUAUGUAACAUGUUUAAUUGUGCAAAAGAAUAGCCAACAGUUUAAAAAAGACAACAUUUCUGAUUUUUAACACUCUAAAUCCCAUAUCACAGACCACAUGAACAUCCAGCACUUCAAAGUUUGCAGUGCACAUAUAACUAGAUAGAAACUGUGAUGCUGGCUUGACAAAGCCUUGCCUGAAAGUUUACACUAGUUUUAAAAGUUUAAGUUUGAUGGUUAUACAGACAUUACAGUAAGCCAUGUAUAUACUUAUGUAUUUUCAUAAGACGGAUAAAUAAAAAAAAAAAUUAAAAAAAAACAUUAAAUGAUUUGUUUUGCUAUAUUUUUUUAGCUGUUCUUAAUUUUAAUUGCUUUAAUACUGAUUUUUAUUAGCUGCAUUUUUGGAUUUCUCAAAUUAUUAUUACAAAAAGAGAUUCUAUUGUUGUUUCUUGUGUAGUUAAUGUUUGUCAUAUCAAUAUCCCUGUGUAUUUAGUUACAAAUGUUGUAAAUAAGCUUAUCAAAACUAGACAAAGUGCAGGGAUCAGAUUUUACAUUUUCGUCGAUCAAUCAGUCAAUCAAAUCAAAUACAUCUUUUGGAGAAUAAUUCUUAUUUUGUGAUUCAGUGUUGCUUUUGUUUUUACUGUCCCAUUUAGGGAAGGUUUCAUCUGACAGAGUUAAAAGUAAUGAUGGCAAAAUGAAGCUUUCUGAAGCAAUGAGGCUUUUAAAAUAAUAUACUAAAAUUGGGCUCAUUGCUGGAAGCUUUUCUACUGCCUUUACAUACUUACACAAUGCAUUGUUAAUUUUACUGCCAUCUGAUUGUCAAAAGGAUGAAGUGCACAUACUGUAUAUACUACAUCACUGUUGUCCCAUUACUACUAGAGAUGCAAUGAUAUGGGAUUUUGUGGGCAGAUAACCUAUAACACACAGCUCAUUGUGGCUGAUAUGAUAAC